This is a messenger RNA of Tetrapisispora phaffii CBS 4417, 1074 nucleotides long. It is a transcript of the gene YAP7, whose product is annotated as Yap7p. Gene Ontology annotation, molecular function: transcription cis-regulatory region binding; DNA-binding transcription activator activity, RNA polymerase II-specific. The transcript has a single exon. Bases 1 to 1074 code for a protein of 357 amino acids. Gene Ontology annotation, cellular component: RNA polymerase II transcription regulator complex. The record is from RefSeq and is a predicted model, not a curated record. NCBI's taxonomy places the organism in Eukaryota, Fungi, Ascomycota, Saccharomycetes, Saccharomycetales, Saccharomycetaceae.
AUGAAUAACCAAAAUACCAAGUUCCCAAAAUUAGAACCUAAGGUUCCGUUAGCUAAUAACCUCUAUUCAUUAAAUUUACAAUUCUCUAGGGACUGUGUCCUUCCUGCUAGACCAACUAGUACCAGAAAAGGUGGAUCGAUUAAUAAGGUGGCACAGGAAUCACAGAAAUUAUCCAAAGAUAAAAGUAAAAUGGAAACUCUAACCUCACCAGAAAGUGAUAAAAAUGAUGAUAUUGAUGACACUGAAUUAAAGAGAAAAAGAAAGUUGAAUAGAGAAGCGCAAAGAGCAUUUAGGGAAAGGAAAAGUUUGAGGAUGGAGCAGCUUAAAGAUACAAUCGAAAGAUUACAAGAUAGUAUAGAUAUGUGGGAGAAAAAGUUUAAAAAGUGUCAAGGUGAAUUAAGAAGGUUAAGAAAAGAAAAUCUUAAUUUUAAAAAGGAACAUAUUGCUUUAAAAAGUUCAUUAGAAGAGUUGAAAACAAUUAAAACAAAGGAAGGUUUUACUGGUGUUCUAGGGUUACCGAAGACACAUGAUCCACUUAUAGGAGAUUUAAUAAAUAAUUUUAAACCAAUGGAUGCAAUCUCAUUAAAAAAUAAAAAUAAGGAAACUUAUUCAAAAAGAGCAAAUGACAGGAAACCCUCAACUUUAAAUUCAUUAAAAUCUAGAGAAAAAGUGUCUUUGUCAGUUCCUAGAUGUGGGUUGUGUACAGAUGAAAGUUUUUGUGUUUGCUCGCAGCUAUCAGACCCUGUUGUAGCUCGGACCAAUAAUGAAAGGAAGCAAACUACAAUAGAUGCUACGCCUGCAGCUGACACUUUGUCUAAGCUUACCUGUUCCUCUAAUCCUGCUUCAUGUUCGAAAUGUGCAGAUAUUGAUAGGUCAUGCAUUGGGACAAACUCAAAUGGCGUAGGUGAGGCACCGAACUUACCUGAACCAGUCUCUGAAAGCAAAGAUAAUGGGCAUGUAAAAGACACAAGAGAACUUGUACAGGAUUGCAAGGAUCUCGAUUAUAUAGAGAUACAACUUUCAUAUAUGCCUAAAAAGAAAAAAGGUUUUGAAAGUUGUCAUGGUAUAUAUUAA